Aspergillus candidus is the source of this 523-nucleotide messenger RNA. RefSeq lists its product as uncharacterized. The record is from RefSeq and is a predicted model, not a curated record. NCBI's taxonomy places the organism in Eukaryota, Fungi, Ascomycota, Eurotiomycetes, Eurotiales, Aspergillaceae. The transcript has a single exon. The coding region runs from base 60 to 350 and encodes 96 amino acids.
AGAAGACACCAGUCAAGCCAAUUCCUUUUCUUUCUGUUUCAUUGAUCAUAUCUCCUCUUAUGUCCGUCCCCCAACGAAACCAAACACGCCUAUUAUGCCACAUUCAUUCCACUGCAAUCGUUCCUGUCCAAUUAUACAACUCCCUCCUCCUUUUGUCCCCUUUUUACACCAUCCUAUUUAGUCUGCGAUGGAGCCUCAGUUACUUAAUCUUAGCGUUCAUAGGAAGAAUGCGGAAUGACACGGAUAUGUACGCCGAUAGACGUAAUUCAACUCAACUUAAGGACGCCUUGAUGCAGGUGAAACAUGAGAACGUAAACACAAAGAAAGGAGGAAAUAAAUACGUGAAUUGAAGCGGACAGCGGUGGUAGGCGGGGAUGGUAGAAGGAGAAAGAGGGCGGAUGGAGCUGGACAGUGGUUCCAUACGAAGAAUGAACAAGGAAGGUAACACUGAGAAGUUAAAUCAAGGGUCAAGUUAAAGUAACCAUAGAGGAAGACUAUGCAUGUUCUUCCGUCGCCUUCUUUU